AUGAAACAGAGAGCGGAAGAAACUGAAGAAACUCCACAACAGAUAAUUACAGCAGGAGUGCAAAACAUGAGUGAUGCAGCCGCUGGAGCUAUGACACCCAUAACAAACGUCCGCAGAAAUAUCCGACGAAACAGACAGCGUGCUGGAAACCAACCUCCUGUCCCGGCCAGUGCUGCAGAUGUUAUUAUCCCCAGACAGUAUCAAAUGACAGCUAGAGAUGGUAUCUUUUUACGGUUUGAUAAUGGUGAAGGAGAAGCUGACAGAAUACUCAUUUAUAUGAGUGAAGAUGGGCAACAAUGCCUUGCAACGUCUGAUUUCUGGUUUGCCGACGGAACAUUUAAAGUAGUGCCAGAAGUCUUUUUCCAACUGUACACCAUUCACAGUUUAACAGCUAACGGAAGUGUUUUCCCUAGUGUGAACGCUCUCAUCACCAAUAAGAGACAGGAUACCUAUGCGCGUGUUCUUCGAGAAGUGUCGGCCAUCGCAGGUGGGGUGAACGGCCUCCAGCCGACAGAAGUGCUCAUUGACUUCGAACGGGCAGCCAUGAAUGCCAUACUGGACGUGUUCCCCGACGUGGAGGUGAAAGGAUGUUUCUUUCACAUGACUCAAAAUGUAUAUCGUCAGGUUCAAGCCCGAGGAUUGGCCAAUGCUUACCAGGCAGAUGCAGAGUUUGCGUUACAACUCCGUAUGAUUCCUUCCUUGGCAUUCCUCCCUGAAGAUGAUGUUAUUGCUGGUUUCAAUGGAUUGCAGGAUUAUCUCCCAGAUAAUGCUCUUCCUAUUCUGCAGUCACAUGCAUUCGGAGAGCGCGAUCGCUACUGGGGACCUUUUGGUCGCUCGUGGGACGCUAGGGAAGCUAGGAUAGCAGCCAACGCCAUCUAUAAUUGUUCCAAGAAACCAUGA
This is a messenger RNA of Lineus longissimus, 900 nucleotides long. RefSeq lists its product as uncharacterized. The transcript is spliced from 3 exons. The coding region runs from base 1 to 900 and encodes 299 amino acids. NCBI's taxonomy places the organism in Eukaryota, Metazoa, Nemertea, Pilidiophora, Heteronemertea, Lineidae. The record is from RefSeq and is a predicted model, not a curated record.